Mus caroli (Ryukyu mouse) is the source of this 1180-nucleotide messenger RNA. It is a transcript of the gene Pih1d1, whose product is annotated as PIH1 domain containing 1. Gene Ontology annotation, cellular component: R2TP complex; ribonucleoprotein complex; cytoplasm. Lineage: Eukaryota; Metazoa; Chordata; Mammalia; Rodentia; Muridae. Gene Ontology annotation, biological process: rRNA processing; box C/D snoRNP assembly. The record is from RefSeq and is a predicted model, not a curated record.
GGAUGAAGGGCGUAGAGGUGGGCUUAACGGUGGCUACUUUAGUUCCUUAGUUAUACAGACAACGGAAGUGUGGCUUUCAUUUAGCAUCGGCCAAACAGGACCGAUCAAGAUACCCAACAGACUUGAGAACGGAGUCUUCAUCGUAAUGGAACUGUAGACCAUUCUCAGGACAAAUUUUGGGAUUCUGGGUGGAGUCCUGGGUGUACUCGACUGGCCGGGAGGGCCAUGGCGGACUCGACGUUUUUGGCACCAGAGCUAAACGACACAGAGUCGAUGGGUGAAGAGACGGUGCGGUUUCAGGAGCUGCUGCUGAAGGCUUCCAAAGAGCUCCAGCAAGCCCAGACAGCCAGGCCAGACUCUACACAGAUCCAGCCAAAGCCUGGUUUCUGUGUGAAGACCAACUCAUCGGAAGGAAAGGUUUUCAUCAACAUCUGCCACUCUCCCUCCAUCCCUCCCCCGGCCGACGUGACUGAGGAUGAGCUGCUGCAGAUGCUGGAGGAGGACCAGGCUGGCUUCCGAAUCCCCAUGAGCCUGGGAGAGCCGCACGCGGAGCUGGAUGCAAAAGGCCAGGGCUGUACUGCCUAUGACGUCGCUGUCAAUAGUAACUUCUACCUGAGGAUGCAGAACAGUGAUUUCUUGCGGGAACUGGUGAUCACCAUCGCCAGGGAGGGCCUUGAGGAUAAGUAUGGCCUACAGCUAAAUCCCGAAUGGCGCAUGUUGAAGUACCGGUCUUUCCUGGGCUCCAUCUCACAGCAGAACAUCCGUUCCCAGCAGCGCCCUCGGAUCCAGGAGCUGGGGACCCUGGAUGCCAGUGGCUCUCUGGGAACCUGUCAUGGCCCAGAACGGCCUCACCUGAACCUUUGGCUGGAAGCCCCUGACCUGCUCUUGGCUGAAGUUGACCUUCCUAAACUGGAUGGCGCACAAGGGCUGGCACUGGAAAUAGGAGAGAACCGCCUAGUGAUAGGGGGCCCCCAGCAACUGUAUCACCUGGAUGCCACCGUUCCCCUGAGGAUCGACAGUGAGGCAAGCAGGGCUGCUUUUCACCGCAGGAGGAAGCAACUGAUGGUGUCCAUGCCCCUCCUGGCAGCGUCUUCUUGACCAGAGUGCCCUGGUUUUCCAGAUGUGGAGAAGAUGUUGGUGUCUUCUCUAAGUGAAAUAAACAGGUUUCCAGUUCUCCCCA